Messenger RNA from Metarhizium robertsii ARSEF 23, 1527 nucleotides. Its product is annotated as Protein kinase domain containing protein. The record is from RefSeq and is a predicted model, not a curated record. NCBI's taxonomy places the organism in Eukaryota, Fungi, Ascomycota, Sordariomycetes, Hypocreales, Clavicipitaceae. Bases 1 to 1527 code for a protein of 508 amino acids. The transcript is spliced from 3 exons.
AUGGGCAUGGCUUCUGAUGAACCGGCUCUCAUGAUACUCGAGGAAAAAGCACCCAACAAGCGCGACGACAUCACUCACAAAUUUGGAUCAUCGACAAGAGAUGCAGCAGGCCUUGCCCUUGAACAUUCAAAAAUAAGUGGUGCUGCUGCUAUGAAAACCGAACAGUCCAUAUAUACCCUCGCACAACGGGUAUUUUCGAACCUAAAGGCACUUUCGGGUGCUCCUGCUACUUUCCAUGAAGCCGAAAAGGCGCGAGAUCGAUUCCAAAAAUGGUGCAACAGCCUUGGCGCACAUCUUCAAGGGACUUAUUCCUUGGAUGAGCGUCUUCGCGAUGCUUCGGUCAUGAAGGAGUAUAUUUUGGAUUGCCUUGCUGGCAUGAAUACGGCUCUAGAAGAGGCGCAGGAUCCCAAUUCUGGACAGGAUUCUGAUCCAUCUUCUUCCCCCAUCAAUAGCGAGAGAGCUAGCAGAAUUUUGAUCGAAAAUAGCGCAAUGGCUAGCCCAAUGGGUUUCGCGAACUCUAUACAAGGUGUAUUGUUUCGCCUAACGCCGAUAAUUCGACCAGCGCUCUCAGCCGACCGCUGUGAAAAGGCAAUGUCAACUACGAUCCCCGAUGAAGAGGAUUUCAAAGUCAGGUGUAGUAAAGAGAUUCGUCACUUUUUCCCUCGUCUCUCGUCGGAGCUUCUGCCUCGUUUGGUCCAAGCGAGCCUCUUACGCCGUCGGUUCACUCAGUAUGCAAUGAACUACAGCGCGAGGUUCCGGUCUGAUGUGUACUGGGCAUCGACUUCCGCAGAAAUAAAUCCUUCCAAUGUUGCCGGGCCGCCGACCGGCAAAGCCAACUCGGAAGCAAGUGAUUCCCAUGGGAGCAUCGCAGACCCAAACCUGUCUCUUUCCGGCAUUAUUACACGGGAAGAUGCGUCCCAUACCUUGCGUAGGCGAUCCGUGAUAUCCUUUGCCGAGUCUCACCACGCAUUAACGUCGUCUAUUCCACCCUUCCCGGAAGAUUCCGAUGGCGGACUGCGUGAAUGCGUUGCUUGCCACCUUUUACUACCUCUUCCGACAGAGCAGCUUUGGAGAGGGCAUAUUAUAAAAGAUAUCCGACCUUACGUCUGCACGUUUACAGACUGUACAGUCGACCCGGGCAAGCUCUACUCCAGUCGUCAUGCAUGGUUUGAGCACGAAUUGGCAUUCCACAGACGCCAAUGGCCUUGUCCUUCUGGAUGUGCCACCAUUCUCACAGACAUCGAGUCCUUCCGCGAGCAUGUCGAGUCCAAGCAUGGUACGCGGGCACAGCAAUUGCUAUCACAUCCUCUGCCUCGAGGACUGGAGCUCCCACCUGACGCGGAGGCCAUAUGUCCUUUUUGCCAGGAGUCUAUCAAAUCUCGCCAGAAAAUUGGGUUCCACAUAGCAUUGCAUCAGCUCGAGAUCGGUCUAAUGGUUCUUCAAUCGCCUGUAAGUAUGGUGUCAGGCGAGACGGUACUGGCUGAAGACUCGGAGGAAGAAUUACCGCCUUUUCCAGUAAUCGAGUAG